AUGCCAACUGACAUGGUUUUAACAAAACAAUAUGAUCGGCAUUGUCCCGAACGUGUGUUUGGCAUAAUUGGUAGUGGAAAUGGUGAUAUUUGUCUGUUACCUCAGAAAACAGGAUCUACUAUUAAGUCAAAAGGAAAUUCAAGACGAGUAUUAGUGGCUGCAUGUGAAAAUGUUCUUCUCUGGGAUCUUAAAACGCAAGCAAAUAUAAACACGUAUGCUGAGUUAAACACAUCAACCACAUCAAAAAAAGGAAGAGAAGAAGUAGUCACAGUCUCAUGUAGCACAAAUGGCAAACAUCUUGCUGUUGGCUAUCAAAAUGGUAUAUUGAAAUUAUUCGAUAUUGAUAAAAACAAUGAACCAGUUAUUACAUUUCACGGACAUAAAAGUUCAAUUAGUACAUUAGCAUUCACACAUGAUUCGUCAACAUUAGUGUCAGGUGGAAAGGACACCGAUAUUAUUGCAUGGGAUUUGAUUACUGAAUCAGGCCUGUACCGAUUGCGUGGUCAUAAAGCACCUAUUACAAAAAUUGUUAUCAUGCAAUUUAAACCAGUUUUAAUUUCAAGUUCAAAAGAUAUGACUAUUAAACUUUGGGAUAUGAGUAUUCAGCAUUGUUUUCAUACAAUCGUUUCUCAUCGAACAGAAAUUUGGAGUAUAGCAAUUGCUUAUGAUAAAUAUUUAAUUACUGGAUGUUCAGAUAAUGAAUUACGUUUUUUUGCUUUAAGAUCAAUAACAGAUGAAUCAAUCGCUGAAGAUGAUAUGAUGUUGCCUCCUAUUGGAUUAAAUGAUGAACAAUCGUCUACGAAUGAUCAGACACUUAUACAAGUUCAAUAUAUUGCUUCGAUUGUACGAAAAAGUAAACAACGUAUAGCUAACAUUAUUCUGGAUCGUGAUCAUCAUGUAUUAGCCUGCCAUGGAAUUGAACCAUUAGUUGAGCUUUUUCGUAUCAAUAGUGAAGAAGAAAUCAAAACAAAAUUACGAAAACGUUUAAAAAAAGAGCGAAAACGGUUAAGGGACAAUGACGAUGAUGAGGCUAAUGCUAAAAUUGAAUGGGACAUAAGUCUAAUAAUUAGUCCUUUAUGUGAAAUACGUUUUGACGGAAAAGUUCGAUCGAUUGAUUUAUAUAUGGAAAAUGAUGACAUUUGCAAGAUAGUUGCAUUGACAUACUCUAAUAAACUUGAUGUACGUUCAAUGAAUAUUAACGAUAAAUUACCAGUUAAUAUUGAACAAGUAUCUACUAUUGAAAAGCCUGGUCAUCGUACAGAAGUUCGAUGUUUGGCAUUUAGUUCAGAUGAUAUGUUAAUUGCAUCAGGAAGUUCUGAAUCAUUAAAAAUCUGGAAUAGAUACAGUUCUGAAUCUAUACGUACAAUCUCAUGUAAUUAUGCUUUAUGUUGCUUAUUUUUACCUGGUGAUCAUUUUGUUAUUAUUGGAUGUAAAAAUGGUUCACUAGAAUUAGCAUCACUGGAUUCAGCAUCAAUAGUUGAAACAGUUCAAGCUCACGAUAAAUCAAUAUGGUCAAUAUGUUUAACACCAGAUCGACGUGGCUUCAUCAGUGGUGGUAGUGAUAAAAAAAUUAAAUUCUGGGAUUUGGAAUUACGUGAUGAUCAGAGUGAGGAGAAUGGAAGUGUGAAGAGAAAACGAUUGUCAUUUCAGCAAAAACGUUUAUUUGAUGUUGGUGAAGAUGUAUUAGCAUUGAAAAUUUCACCAAACAAUCGUUAUUUGAUUGCUGCACUUAUGGAUACAACGGUGAAAGUAUUUUUCACAGAUACCUGUCAGAUGUUUUUAUCAUUAUAUGGUCAUAGCCAACCUGUUCUUUGUAUUGAUGUAUCAUUUGAUAAUAAAUUAGUUAUAACAGGCUCAAGUGAUCGUAAUGUAAAAAUAUGGGGUCUCGAUUUUGGUGAUUGUCAUCGUUCAAUAUUUGCUCAUGAUGAUAGUAUUGUGGCUAUUCAAUUUGUUCCAAAAACAUAUUUGUUUUUCACAGCUGGAAAAGAUGCAAAAUUAAAAUAUUGGGAUGCCGAUAAAUUUCUUCACAUUCAAACACUUGAAGGCCAUUGUGCUGAAAUACGUUGUAUGUCACUAACCAACAAUGGUCUUCAUAUCGUUACAGCCGGUCAUGACAAAUCAAUAAGAUUAUGGGAACGUACAGAAGAACCGUUAAUAUUAGAAGAAGAAAAAGAACAAGAACGUGAAGCAGAAUUUGAAAAUGAACUUGAAACUGAAGAAUUUGUAUUAGCUGGUGAAACAAAUAAAGAAAUUGGUUUAGCAACACUGAAAACAAUUGAGAGUUUAAAAGGAGCAGAAGGUCUUAUUGAAUCAGUGGAUAUUUGGCGAGAAGAAAAAUUGAAACAUGCUGAACAUGAGGCAGCUCAAAAAGCCAUUGGCAAAGAUUUGCCUCCCCCACCUAUGCACAUGUUACUUCAAGCUAUGGGAAAAAAUAUGACACCAGAACGAUAUGUACUUGAUACAUUAAAAAAAAUACCAUCGAGUGAUUUGGAAGCAGCUUUAUUACUAUUGCCAUUUGAUUAUGUUCAAAAGUUCUUGAUAUUAAUGAUUUCUUUUCUUGAUAAUAAUGUGUCGCUUGAAUUAUGUUUGAAAAGUACAAUAUUUCUCAUGAAAAUUCAUCACGGUCUAUUAACAUCGUCACAACAAUUUCUACCGAUUGUUGAACAAUUAAGAACAAAAUGUUCUAUGAUAAUUGAAAAUCUAAGAAAUAAUGUUGGUUUUAAUUUAGCUGGAUUAAAAUUUAUGAAACGUAAAAUAGAAGAACAAAACGAUGUGGUUUUAUUUGCCGAUGCGACACAACGUUUGUCAAAGAAACGAAAAAAAGCAAAAUCAUCCGCUAUUUUAACCAUUAAAGCUGCAUCAGCAUUAGUAUAA
This is a messenger RNA of Didymodactylos carnosus, 2874 nucleotides long. The record is from the annotation of a GenBank genome assembly. NCBI's taxonomy places the organism in Eukaryota, Metazoa, Rotifera, Eurotatoria, Philodinida, Philodinidae.